Fragaria vesca subsp. vesca is the source of this 1511-nucleotide messenger RNA. RefSeq lists its product as uncharacterized. The transcript is spliced from 6 exons. Gene Ontology annotation, molecular function: 5'-nucleotidase activity. Bases 183 to 1184 code for a protein of 333 amino acids. Lineage: Eukaryota; Viridiplantae; Streptophyta; Magnoliopsida; Rosales; Rosaceae. The record is from RefSeq and is a predicted model, not a curated record. Gene Ontology annotation, biological process: deoxyribonucleotide catabolic process.
GGAGCACGAAGCCAUGAAUAUACGGUAUAUACCCAACCCCACUUAGAAAACAAAGUCUCAAGCUUUUCGCGUUCUGGGUGGGUUUUGAAUUUCGAAAGUGUUUUAGGGUUUUUCUGGGUCCAAUCAAAUCAAAUCAAUCAAUGGUGGUUGGAGUGUGACUGGGUUUUGUUUUGGGAAUCGUUAUGUUGGUUUUGAAACGUCAAGGCGCCGUUAACUACCUCACACACCCUUCAAAGCUCCGACCUUUAUUACCUCCUCCUCGUCUUCCUCCUCGAUUCACCUCUAUGGCCGCGUACUUGUACGGCCAUAACUGUAAGGGAUUCCACGCCCAAUCCCCGAUUCCUCAGCCGCCGCAGAAGCCCUGCUGGCCGUUGGAUCGACUCGCGUGGCGGAUUCGGAAUCAGAGUAGAGGUGAUUUGAGCGUCAAGUGUUGUGUUGGGAGUGAGAACAAAAGAUUGAAGAGUAAUGCUGUAAGGGACGUGGAUUUGGAGAUACGGAGAUCCGGGGAGGUUAGGUUUCCGGGGAGGAAGAUUAACGGGUUUCAUAGUCAGAGUUUGUUGGGGAGGGAGAAGAUUGUGGUGGCGGUUGAUGUGGAUGAGGUUCUGGGGAACUUUGUGUCGGCGCUCAACAGGUUCAUUGCUGAUCGUUACGCGGCGAACCAUUCGGUUUCGGAGUACCAUGUGUAUGAGUUCUUCAAGAUAUGGAAUUGUUCCCGUGAUGAAGCCGAUCUACGUGUUCACGAGUUCUUUAAAACACCAUAUUUCAAGACUGGGAUCCAUCCACUCCCUGGUGCUAAGGAGACACUUCAUAAGUUGUCAGGAUUUUGUAACCUGUCAGUUGUGACGUCUCGUCAGAAUGCAAUCAAGGACCAUACAAUUCAAUGGAUUGAAAGUCAUUUUCCAGGACUAUUUCAGGAGAUUCACUUUGGGAACCACUUUGCUCUACAUGGAGAAUCAAGGCCUAAGUCAGAAAUAUGCAGGUCUCUAGGAGCAACGGUUCUGAUUGAUGACAAUCCAAGAUAUGCACUUGAAUGUGCCGAAGUUGGGAUCAGGGUUCUACUUUUUGAUUUUGAGAACUCAUAUCCCUGGUGCAAGACCGAUUCUGUUGAUCUACAUCCCCUGGUGACCAAGGUUCAUAACUGGGAAGCAGUGGAGAAGCAAUUAAUGGCAUGGGUUACUUCGUAGGUUUUUUCUGACAUCUUACAAGAUUGAUCACUAGUUUGUCAUGAUACGUUGCGCUCAUUCUAAUGCUUGGCAAGCACCUCAUGGAAAAAAGCAAACCUGUAUUAGUCUUGAUUAAGAAGCUUUAUGAAGUCCAGGCAAAUAGGUUUGGUUUUUCUGGUGAAAACUGUCGUAGGAUAAUGAUGAGAGGUGAAGAAAAAAAAAACGAUUCCCUCUUCAGAGUCCCUUGGGACUAGUUCUCAGAUUGAUACUUAUGAUGGAAGGCGCACACUAAUGGUAUUUGCCAGAUAACACAAUGUCAACUGGUCUAGCCAGGACUGGUUUUUGUUC